Molecule: messenger RNA, 2287 nt
Organism: Drosophila subpulchrella
Lineage: Eukaryota; Metazoa; Arthropoda; Insecta; Diptera; Drosophilidae
Gene: Fam92
Exons: 8
Coding region: 1-1977 (658 amino acids)
Biological process (GO): cilium assembly
Cellular component (GO): ciliary basal body; ciliary transition zone
Source: RefSeq, a predicted model, not a curated record
AUGCACGGUAUAUGGUCCAAAAUGUCGAACCUCCAGUUAACUCAGGAAAAACUAGAUGCCCUACGCUCCGAGUACAGGCCACGCCGGCCGUGCACCCUGCUGAAAUACCCACGACCCAAGACGAAGCCCGAGUACCAGGCGAUAUAUCCGUGGCUGCUCCCGGAUGAAACUGAUCCGCACUUUGUAUUCUGCGCGGUCUGCGAGUGCCGGCUCAGCUGCAAGAGAUCUGAUCUGGGCAAGCACGAGGGCAGCAUCAAGCACUCGGAAAAUGCCCAAAGAAAAGCGAUGCCGGUGAAAGAAAAUCAUACGGAGGCGGAGGGUUCCGCUGCCGGGGAACUACCGGCCACUAUUACGCCCAUACACACCACGCCCUCCUACGCCGCCCGCCAGCUGCAGUCCUACCUGCUGCAGCAAAUGUCGCCCAUAACGCCGCCGCGCGACUCCCUGGAACUCUUCUUCGACAGCGUAUGCGCCACCGUCAAGAACUGGAACUGCGGUUCCAGCUCUCCGAUAAGCUGCAUUACUCGUAUUUUACCCUCGGUGGCCAGUUUGGGCGGUAGGCUCUUGACGGUGGCGCAUAUGCUGUCGAAGAAGAGUUCCAGGGAGUCGCGCGGCGGCGUUAUGGGCGACAUUUGCUGCAGCCCUCGGCGAGCAGGAAGCGUCUUCCCAGUGCGCCGGACCUCAGGAGUUGCCAGCUGGAUUUUAAACGUUGUCUUGGUAACGGUUUGCACUCGAUUUUAUUGUCAAAAGAAAGAAAGAAAAAAGAGGACUAAGCAAAAUACAAUAAAAAUGUUUCGCCGCGGAAAAUUAUCCUUUCUGAGCACCAAAGACGAUCGCAUCAAAAUAAUAAACGAACGGAUCAAUAUAACAGAACGCCAUUUAAUGGAGAUGUGCUCAGCCUUCGCUUUGGUAACAAGAAAAAUGGCCAAAUAUCGCGACUCCUUCGAUGAGUUGGCCAAGAAUGUAAAGAGUUAUGCGGACGACGAGGAAAUCAACGAGAGUCUUUCUAAUGGACUUAAGAGCUUUACUAAUGCGGUUACCAUUAUGGGCGAUUAUAUGGACAUCAACGUACAUCGGUUGGAACAUAAGAUUGUCAACGAGCUGGCGCAAUUCGAGCAGCUUUGCAAGUCGACCAGGGACAAUCUUCGCCUGGCUGUUAUAGCCCGGGACAAGGAGGUUCUACGUCAGCGCCAGAUGUUGGAGUUAAAGUCAAAGUUUUCAGCGAACAAUAGUGCCGCCGAUUCGGAACUUUUCAAGGCCAAAAUGGAGGUGCAGCGCACCAACAAGGAAAUUGACGAUAUCAUCGGGAACUUCGAGCAGCGAAAAUUGCGUGAUAUAAAGCAGAUAAUCAGCGACUUUAUACUGAUCUCCAUGAAGCAGCACACCAAAGCUUUGGAGGUGCUGAGCGCAAGUUACUAUGAUAUAGGAAGCAUCGAUGAGCGCGACGAUUUCCUGGAGUUUCAGAAACUAAUGAAAACCAAGGAGGAGCCCACGCCUCGCAAGGCAGCCUUAAAGAAGGGCCUGCGCUCCCAAUCAAUGGAUAGUUUGGAGCACGAGCACCUUGUAAGUCCGCUGAAAAGGCAUCAGAAAUUAUCGAGGAGCACCAAAAAUCUGGCAGGAGCGGGAAUCAAUCACGGCAGUAGGACAGAGCCCGAAGAGGAAACAGAUGAGCAGGAUGAGGAGGAUGAUGAUGACGAAGACGAGGAAACCGACCAAAGUGGCGAUGAGGAGGAAUCAGGAACAGCAACAGACGAUGAAAGAGAGCCCACACAGCCGAGCAGCCAGGUCACUCCACGCGAUAAUGUCUUCGGGGCCAAGAUCCGAUCUGGUGGUAAAGAUGUCCCCACGCCCUCGAACAGCGCCAGUGCCACUUCUGCUCCUUCGAAGCCCAGCAGGCAAACGGUCAAACAUCCUUUCAAGGCGGUGGCCUCCACCCAUGUAAGGCUGCAGAAACAGUUCCACGUGCCCCAGCACUAGCACUGAAAUAACAUCCAGAAUUAGAGCUCCUAGUCAACUAGAGGUCCCAUCAGUAUUGAAGACAAAAUACAAUUUUAAUAAUUUGAUUUGGUUCUUAAACCCAGUUUGAAAACCGUUCCAUUAUUGUUUUUUUAUCAUUACAUCCUUCAUUUUAUUCUGAAACGUAUAUUUUUUAAUAAGUAUUGUAUUCAAAAUUUAAAUUUGGAAUGGCUCCAAGAUAUCAGACCUCUAUCCACUUUUUCUACUUAGAAAUCGUUUCUUCGAGAACAAAUCGCUAUCCAAUAAAAUUACUUAUCAAAACCUUAUAAAA